UUUGUAUGUUUACAUGGAGACGAUAACGGCAUCAUUUUCAAAAACUUGAACUUUGAAACCCAUUUUGAAAAAUUUGCAUUUUCAGGCCCCAAAACACCGCUGUCAUGUAAACGAACAGCCAAACCGCGUAAAAUAGUUUUGCAUUUUUAGUUGAAAACAUUGUCGUUUCGUGUAAACGGCCCCUAAAUCAGGAAAUGUGGAACGUUAUGGUAAAAACUCUAAUCAAGACAGGCAGAUAAGGAAUCGGCCGAGUUUUUAAGUGUCUCGGUUAUUUACAAGGAGUCAUGUGUUUGCAUACAGGAGAGUGUUAUUAAUAAUCAGAAGACACUGAACAUGAAUAUGAGCUUGACUUAUGAUGAGGUCCUGGGCUGAAGAUCAUUGAAGUUGUAGACUACAACUUCACAUUUUGCAUUGCAACUGCAAUUACAUUUCAAUAUAUCCUAUAUCCCCCCCAUAACCAUAAUGCUUUUAUUGAUCCCACACUUUUGAUUUCAAUAUCAAGAUCUCAUGUAAUGGUUCAUUCCGAAACGCAACUCUCAUCCAAAACUCACUUUGUCAUCAACUCCCAUGAUGAUCAGUGCGCCAGUGUUGGGACUUUGAGCAAAGUCUUUUAACCUUUAACUGCUUGUGUUGUGCCCUGGAUAAUAAUACAGUAUUUGCAAAACAGAUAAAUGUAAGGAGACAAUUUCUGAACACCCAAUGCUUAAUGUGUUGAACAGGAAAAGUAUUUAAGCCAUUACAUAUGGAUCACGUUUAAUAAACUAUUCUGAUUUUAACUCCAAUAACCAAGUCAUUUGAAUUUUGUCUUGUAUCUGAAAAUAUUCAAUUACUGUAUUGAUGUGAACCAAAUAUAAUGUAUGUGUAGAUACCCAUAACUUUUAGAUGAAGAACAUUUUUGUCUAUAUUUGUAUGUUUAUUCAUAAAUAUUAUUUAUUUAUUCAUUCAUUCAUUCAUUCAUUCAUUUAUUUAGAUUAUAUAUCAGAGCCCCUUUGUCUCCUUACCCAUUCUUCAUCAAAGAUUGCUUUUUAGUUGGCUUAAAGCGUUCCUUACUUCUCAUUACUACAGUUAAGAGACAAAUGUUUACAUUGUAAGGGUGGCUGGAGCAAGAUCAUGAACAUUAAAUGAGCAGUGUACAAAGUCAGUAUCGCAUGUUAAGACCUGUUUGUUUGGGCAACUGAGACAUGCAUGGUAGGCUGAUUGGUAUAUGCAAAGUGUCCGUAGUGUAUGAAUGGGCGUGUGUAUGUGAUUGUGCCCUGCGAUGGAUUGGCACCUUGUCCACGGUGUACCCCGCCUUGUGCCCCAUGCUCCCUGGGAUAGGCGGCCCUGAAGGAUAAGCGGUAUAGAAGAUGGAUGGAUUGAGGUAUUUAAAUGAUAUUCCUUGGGAUGUUUGCUUGUAUUUCCUCAUUUGUUGUGUUUGAUGCAAUGUAAAUGUAAAAUGUUUGAUAUACAGUGAAUGAUUUUUAUACUUUGAGAUCUUUAUACUGUUAUUGUACACUUUCUUACAAAUGUGUAUUUGUUCAGAUGUUUUUUCCAUCUACAAAAGUAUAUUUGCAUUGUAGCCAAUGCAACUUAAGCAAGGGAGGCAGAAUACAGUUUAAGGUCCCAACAGAGGCAGUCAGGAUUUCAACUCAGUACCUGCCAGGCAAUAGGAUACAAUCUUAACCAUGGCCUAAAAGCCUGAGCCGGAGAACGCACAUGCUAAGUGAUCACUCCACCCUUUGAGCUAAAGUGUUUCUUUUAAGAAGAAGCUGAAGUGAGCAAAUAAAGGAUAACUUAUUACACUUACAUAAUAAGAAAGUGAGCUGAGAGAGCGAGAGAGAGAGAGAGAGAGAGAGCAGACUGAGAUAGAUCACAGAUAAUAGCUAUCCAAAGGUCAGUUAGCAAGACGGAAUACUUUACUGGAUUGCUAAGGAACAGUGUGUGUGUCUGUAAUAACACCGUUAAUGAUCAAGCAGCUGUCUGAGCUCAUGUGGCACAGAACUUUAUUUGCGUAGUUUGUUGAACAAUAUUAAUAUUGAAUAUUUUAUUUACAAGUUUUUGGGAGAAGAACUUUAAAACAGAGAGCCACACGGACUACACUACUGGACUAUAACUAAGUUAUCUUCCAUAUAAUAUUACCUGAGUGUAACACAGCACCAAUGAAUUGGAGCAUUCAGAAGAGUUAGGGCCAGAAGAGGGGUGGAGAGGAAGGGUCUGAAAAGAACAGAAUGGCCCGUAAUCAAGACAGAACAUUUCGAACGGCAUUGCAGUUUCGCAAUAACAGCCACAUUAAAGUUUCUUCUUAACAGAUGUCAGUGAUGUAAUGGCAACGGAUGGUGGCUGUUAGUGUAUGUGUGGGCACAGCCUUCGUCCCAGAGAGACGGAAGCAAACAAGGGACAAAAAGGAAACCACAGUAUAGAGUGAAAGUAGGGAUCACUGAGACUUCACGUCACCCUGCUGGUUAGAAGAUACAGUGAUGGAUUCCACCCCAGGAGAAGUGAGUGGAAACACAGAGGAUGUCACAGGGAGGAAGAAGUCAAGAUUCAAGUUCCUCAAAGUCCGUCUUUUUGGGCGUCUGAAGAAAAAGGAGUCUGGAGGACGGAUGAAGCAGAGCCAGUCUGCUGGUGAUGUUACUGCACAGGAGGAAGGGAGAGGCGAGGAUGACUCAGAGGACGACUGUCACUAUCCAGAGACGACAUUAAGCUCCAGGGCAUUGUCUCAUGACAGCAUCUUCCUGGCUGAUCAGAUCCAGUCCUCACAGCCAGCGCGGGUUCUCUCGCAGGAGAAUGUUCACAGCAAUAUUAAAGCUCUGCAGUUGAAGCUACAGCAACAGAACAUGCGACUGGCUCCUCCAUUGUUGAUUCCUGGAAAGCGAAUGGAAGACUCUGGAACAACUUCUGAGGAUGAUGGCUUACCUUGUAGUCCACCUGAAAUGUCCUUCCAAGAGGUAGCCAUGCGAAGAGGAGCCUCUAAGUAUCCUCAGGCUAAAAACCACAGCUGGUUAAGUUUAGCAGGAACAGGCAGUGAAGAGGAAGAGCAGGGUGGUUUAUCACAACCCUCAUCAAGACCACUUUCUCCAGUCCCUCAACUGUCGCCAGCAGAAUCACCCUCUGUUGGUGUGGAUUUCACAAGCCCCGCCCAGUAUGUUCCCACGUUAGACAAUUCAGCCGCUCGUCAUCGCAUGUAUGUCAAGCCCAGGAAUCAACGAGCUAGCACCAAAGGGAAAAAACCACCUAAUCUGUACCAUCCUCGGUCCAGCAGCACAAACAGCCUGGAUCAGACGCUUUCAGAGAACAAACAGACACAGCAAAGUGUCACACCUGCGCAGAUCAUGCACCAGUACUCCUACGCCUCUGAAGAUUCAACCCAAGCUGAGGAACCUGUUUCACUUCCCUCCAGUCCACACUUACAGAAAGAACCAGAGAAACUGACAUCAUUGGAUGGCCGCCCAUGGAGUCCAUUAAACAGCAAUAACGAAACCACAGAGCCGUUCCAACAUGAGGACAGAACCAACACCACGUCAUUUGUGUCCUCUGAUGACCCGCAUGCCUCAAACGGCACCAGAGAACCUCUGGCAAAAGAACUUUCAAAUGAUAACCAGUACACAAAUAAGAUUAAUGAUAAUGAAGUGCAUCAGGUCAGUACUUCUUUGAUACCACUGUCCAUUUGUCCAGAGGAUAUACCAGGUUAUUAUAAAAUAAAAGAAGGAACUGAUGAUAGCUUGGCUGCAAGUAGCACAGAUCAAAUGGAGUCAUUGGAAACAACUAUAGAUGUGAAUGUUUCUAAACCACCAGAAAGCAUAACUAGGCCCCAUCCUGUUCCUGCACCACGCAACAAAAAACCAACCUUAUCAAACUUAAAUAACAGCCCUCUGGAUAAAGUAUCAAGUGGGAAACCUCAUGAGGUUGAAAAGGAGAUUGCAUCAUCUUCAGGCCUGGCUGAAUCACCAAGAGAAUUCGAUAAACCACUAAGACCGUCCUCGUUUCGUUUUAACAUUGCGUCUGCAAAAUAUCGCUCCAAGACAAGUGACGAGACGGUGGCUAAGCAGGAUGAAGAAAACUCUGGUAACACACAGAAGAGCCAAGCCUACAACCAAAACCUGGCAGUACAAAUGGAAAAAGUGGAAAACACAAAAUCCACUGAGGUUUGCAGAAAUACUCCCUCAGCUCCAGAUAAAAGAAGUAGUUUGUGGAGGGAAGUAAUAGGCCAAAAUAUCUCCAAGACAGGAGUUGGUGACAAUCCUGAAAAGUCUGAGGGAUGCUCACAGAACACAGAAAUUGUACAAAGCGACAAAGCUGAGGAAUCCGAGGACAGAAAAGGUCUUUUUGGGGUUAAGCUGCGAAGCACAUCUCUGUCUCUAAAGUAUCGCUCUGAGCUACCCAAAUUAGAGGCCGAAAUGAAGCGACAUAGUCUGGAAGGCCAUCGUGUUCAAGCAGUAAAGGAACCAGUUUCCAGUGACGUGGAAGCAGUCGGUAGUGAAAGAAAAGCAAAUGUUCUGACAAAUCCUGCACCACAGAGCUUGGAUUCACAACGAGAUCCAACUUUAGACAAAGGCAGUGAAACAGACAGCAAACCUGAACCAACAUGGAGGAGUCUCACCCAAGAAAAGACUAGAGUCCACCAGUCCUUUUCCACUAAAACAUCUCCUCAGCUAGCUCCACCACCAGAUUCAACAUCUUUAUCUACACCUCAAUCCUGCUCCACUCAACCAAUUUCAAAACCAUCCCUGCAGCCUAAACCACUCUUACCACCCACCAGCAAACCCCAAGCAGUCAACCAAUCAACACAGCAAAUUCCACCUAAAAUAGCUCCUAGGGCAAUGGAAAGAAGGGCCAUGUCCAGUCAGAGAGAAGAACAGAGUUCUGUGAGCCAGUCAACACACAGAGAUGAAUUAUUGGAUUUUAAGCGGUUCUACAAAGCGCUUUACACUGUUUCUCAUUCACACACACACUCACACACCAGUGGUAGCAGAGCUGCCAUGCAAGGUGCUAGGUUGCCAUCGGGAGCAACAUGGGGUUCAAUGUCUUGCCCAAGGACACUUCGGCAUGCGGAGUCAAUUAGCGGACAACCCACUCUACCACCUGAGCCACAGCUGCCUGAUAGUACCCAUAGUCGUAUGCAUAACAAACUAAAAGGCAAGAGCUUAAAACUUAUAAGAGAUUAUCAAAAUUGUACUCCGAUUACAAUGUUUAGUGCACUGUAAGCAAUUCUCUGUCUUCUAUAUUAUAUUAACAAUUUCAUUUCUGUUCCAAUUUUCCACACUUAUGGACAAUCAGGUUAAGGAGUAUAAGGAGUUUUUAAGAAGUAUAAAGGGAACAUAAAAAGUUAAUCUGAAUUUCUCCAAUUCAC
Molecule: messenger RNA, 5329 nt
Organism: Ictalurus furcatus (blue catfish)
Lineage: Eukaryota; Metazoa; Chordata; Actinopteri; Siluriformes; Ictaluridae
Gene: cracdlb
Product: cracd like b
Exons: 12
Coding region: 2457-5183 (908 amino acids)
Source: RefSeq, a predicted model, not a curated record